Messenger RNA from Thunnus maccoyii (southern bluefin tuna), 2593 nucleotides. RefSeq names its product peroxisomal biogenesis factor 19 (gene pex19). The transcript has 8 exons. Bases 43 to 921 code for a protein of 292 amino acids. Gene Ontology annotation, biological process: protein import into peroxisome membrane. Gene Ontology annotation, cellular component: peroxisomal membrane; peroxisome. The record is from RefSeq and is a predicted model, not a curated record. Lineage: Eukaryota; Metazoa; Chordata; Actinopteri; Scombriformes; Scombridae.
CAGAAACGUCAGUUUUCGGACAACCUGCAAGAAGGAAACAUCAUGGCGUCGGGAUCGGGAGAGCAGUCCACUGGACACGAUGCAGAAUUGGAUGAAUUAUUGGACAGUGCGUUGGAUGACUUCGACAAGCCGGCUGCCCCUCCGGCCCCUGAACCUGGAGCUCCUUCCUCCUCAGCCAACAGUGGAGCAGAGAAGCCGCCUCUGCUUGAGGACUGCAAGCUGUUUGAGGCUCUCUUCGAGGGGGACAUGGCUGCCCAAGCCAAGGAGGAGUGGGAGAAAGCCAUGACUGAGCUGGCCCAGGAGGAGCCAGACCUACUCCAGCACUUUCAAAAACUGUCUGAAGCUGCAGGCAAAGUUGGCACUGACACCGCCUCCCAACAAGAAUUCACUUCCUGUCUUAAAGAAACCCUCCGUGGCCUGGCUAAAAACGCAGACAACCUGCAGUCCACAGGACUAGCUGGAGACGAUCUUGUCAAGGCUCUAGAAGGCCUGGGAUUGGAUGAGAGCGGUGAAGGGGGUGGUGAAGAAGGAAACAUCCUGCCCAUCAUGCAGUCCAUCAUGCAGAACCUUCUCUCUAAGGAAGUGCUUUAUCCAUCUCUCAAAGAGAUAACUACCAAGUACCCAGAGUGGUUGGAUGCCAACAAGCCUGGCCUUAGCUCAGAGGACUACCAGCGCUAUGAGCAGCAGUCCAAAAUCAUGGGAGAAAUCUGUAAGCACUUUGAGAAGGAGGAAGAAGCAGCCGGAGAUAAAGAGAGCAAGUUCGAGAACAUCAUGGACCUGAUGCAACAGCUACAAGACCUGGGCCAACCACCGAAAGAGCUAGCAGGAGAUGCGCCUCCCGGCUUUAACUUCGACAUGGAGUCCCUCAAUCUCCCAGGAGGCACUGGGGCCGGGGCGGCGGAGCAGUGCUCCAUCAUGUGAUGAGGUGACAGGGCGGUCCAUCAGAGUCACCGGGGGCGAGGAUCACUCUGUGUGCGUCAGCGACAGGGAGAGAGUGAUGGAAGGGUGACAGAGUGUGAAGCAAAGGUCAGACGGGAGUGUGACCAGACCGUCGACACCGUUUUCCCUCAAAGUAGAAGCCGUGUGGAGGAGGAGGAGGAGGAGGAGGAGGCAGGAAAUAAAAACCACCAGGAACCACACAUACACACACAAACACACUCUCUUCUGUCUAAAAUCACCGAACGCACAACUGAGAUUUUAACAUCUCCGCGUUAAUUUGUAAACGGUUGCCACAGCUUCUACACGGUUUGAUUGUUAACUGCAUUCCUUUUGAAAUGGAAAAAAAAAGACUUUCUCCAAGUUUUUUUUUACAAUACUGUUUAGCCUCAUGGUGAAAUCUGUCAAACCACUUCACGGGUAUAAACGGUGCCUUUGCAACUGCACUCUUAAGUUAUUAUUUUAGGCCUCAUCAUAAGGUGGAAGUUCUGCUAUCCUUCAGCUAAACACGCAAGAUUGUAGUUUUAAAGUGGUGUGAAUUUGCAAUAUUAUGACAUCCCUGGUUUACACCAAGCUAGUGAUCCGUUAAUGUAGUUAUUUCAUUCAAUUUUAACACUCACCUGUCUCUGCACAGGCUGUACAGGAGUUGACUUAACGAGUUAAUGAUUUAUUAACGUGUAAAGAAACUGGAAAAAAAAGAGAGUAAAGUAAAAAAAGGAGUGUAAGUUUGUUAAUAUUUAAAGAAUUAAAAAAAAGAUUAGUGAGCAUUGAACGCCUCAUGAGAGGUUCCCAGCACCUACUGUAAUUCAACCAGCUAAUGUUUCCAUUCCCCGAGUGAUAACCCCCCAAUUCCCAGGUAUUGAUUUGAAGUGAUUGAGAUGAUGAUUUCCGGAUGCCUUUGCUGUGGUUACAGUGAUCAUUAUAGUUUAGAGUUACUGUGCAAAGUGCUUCCCCUUGUGAUUCCCAGUGUUUUUUUUAAUGUGCAGAGUGAUGUUUUCUCUAAUUAUGGGGUCCCUGUUGGGGAAGAUAAACACUUCCAGGAGUGUUUACUGUCUGAUAGCAUGUAUGUACUUUGGUACCUUCUAUUAAAAGUACAUCAUGUGUCCUUGCAGAGAAAAACAUGUUGCCAGCGGAAAGGUUGACCACUUAACACAUCACAUUGUAUCAGAUUAGUUGAGAAACGUGUCCAUAAUUCAUGCAGAUGCACUGUUGGGUAAGACAAAACAGCCUGAUGUUAGCACAUUUUGCCUGUAGUUGUUUGUUUACUCCAGCAGCCACUUUUCACCGGAUGCUCUUUCCAGUAGACAAAGGUUUAACCACCGCGACUAUAGAGACAGGUCUAGAAAUCAUGCAGCAUAGCAGCUGGUCAUCAGCACAUCGGUAACUGUAAAAUAAAGGGGUACUGAAAGGAUUCAGUCAGCCAUGCACUGAAAAGAGAUCAGAUUUACAUCACAUGCAGCUGAAGCUGCUGUGGAGGUCCCUGUGGUUUUCAUCAUGGUGGGAUGCGAUCUAUUCAACUCUCAGGGCCGACACAAACAGGCCCAGAGCAGUGGUUAAAAAAUAAAAAAAAUGUGACCUGUUAUUGACACUAUUUUUUUUUUUUGUUUGUUGUACUUUGUAAAUAUAUCAAAUAAAAGAAUUCUAUAAUGCAAAUUAA